Hydractinia symbiolongicarpus is the source of this 762-nucleotide messenger RNA. RefSeq lists its product as uncharacterized. The record is from RefSeq and is a predicted model, not a curated record. The transcript has a single exon. The coding region runs from base 1 to 762 and encodes 253 amino acids. Lineage: Eukaryota; Metazoa; Cnidaria; Hydrozoa; Anthoathecata; Hydractiniidae.
AUGCGGCUGGCACCAAAGAAGCCAGCCAACAAAUCAACAAAAAUGGUUGAGUUGUGUCGUUAUUGUGGAGAAACGACACCACACAAAGGAAGUUGCAAAGCAAGAGGUGCCACAUGUAAUAACUGUGGCAAGAAAAAUCAUUUUUCAAGAGUUUGUGAAAGCAAGAAAGUCAACUUGCUUAUUGCACAGCCAGGAACACAAGGAGGGUCAUUUUACGAAUAUGGACCAACAGAAAUUAAAUUUGAUGCAGUGAAGGAGAAACUACGAACCACCAGUGAAAACUAUCCAUCCACUGUAAUCGAGGUAAACAUCGACAACACCAGGAUCACUAUGCAAGUAGAUUCGGGGGCAGAUGCAAAUGUAAUUCCAUGGAAUGUUUAUGAAGAACACUUAAAACACAUUCCUCUUCGAUCAACCAAGGCGAAACUGCAACCAUACAACUCAGUUACAUUACCAAUCAAGGGGGCAUUUGAGGCACAAAUCACUGCCAACAACAACAACAAUGUCCAGGCUACCUUUUAUGUAACAGAGGGAGCUGCUGCACAAAGUUUAAUGGGCAAAUACACAGCUUUCAAUUUAGAUGUAUUGGCUAUUAAUGUAAAUCAUCUUGACAACCAACAAACUGUAAAACAGGUACACACCCAAGUACAACAUCUAGAUUAUAGAGAAAUGGCCAAACAUCUAACUCCCAUAGAGACAUCGGUUGAACUUGAAAAGCAGCUUGAAGUUAGCUACAACACACAAUCAAGAACAGAAGGUUGA